ACAUUUUGCUGCUCUCUCGGAGAAUGUGCGCAGCCAUCUUAAUACAAACAACGAAGAGUUAUGUUUUUUAGGCUAGCAGUAGAUAGAUGCUAGACGAAAAGAAGGAUUUUCAGGGUAUUGUGGACCAAAAGGAACUUGGAUGCUAGCUACAGGAAGUGACAGCAUUGAUUCAGAAGGGAAGCGAAAGAAAAGGAGACCCUCGGAGAACAAUCAUCACGCUCAAAUCGACAGGAAAAAGUUGAAAAAGGACGAAGCCACUGUCGCCGAGUCGAUGGGUGAAUCUGUACCAAGGAGGGCCAAUUUUUCAGCCCUUAGCCCGUCAAACAAUGGCUUUACGACAAGCAGGGCAUCACCAAUUGUUAGCAGUAAACCUGGCUCUGGAAAAAAGCUCAUCAUAAAAAAUUUCAGGGUAAAACCAGAGCUUCCAGAAAAUUACCAAGAAGAAACAUGGAAUCGAUUAAAGGAAGCUGUUCGAGCGAUCCACAAUAGCAGAGCAAUCAAGUACAGUCUGGAAGAGCUGUACCAAGCAGUGGAGAACAUGUGCUCCCACAAGAUGUCCGCCUCCCUGUACGAAAAGCUGAAACUGGUUUGCGAAGCACAUGUGGAGUCGCAGUUGCCGCCACUCACCAGUGAUAUGCAAGAUAGCUUGUCUUACCUAAAACUUGUCAAUAAAUGCUGGCAAGACCAUUGUCAGCAAAUGAUUAUGAUUCGAAGCAUAUUCCUGUUCUUGGAUAGGACCUAUGUCCUCCAGAAUUCAAUGGUAUCCUCUUUGUGGGAUAUGGGACUGGAUUUGUUUAGGCUUCACAUCAUCAGCAACAAGCUAGUAGAAACACGAACAGUUGAAGGACUUUUGCUGCUUAUAGCGAACGAACGUGCUGCAGACGUGGUUGAUCACAGUCUGCUUAAGAGCCUGCUUAGGAUGUUGUCAGAUCUUCAGAUUUAUGCAAACGCAUUUGAGAAAAAGUUUCUGGAUGCUACUGACAGGCUGUAUGCGUUGGAAGGACAGCGUUUGAUGGAAGAAAGAGAUGUCCCAGAGUACUUGACACAUUGUGAUAGACGUGUGGAUGAAGAAAACCAGCGAAUACUGCAUUACCUUGACCACAGUACAAGGAAACCUCUGAUAGCAUCCGUAGAGAAACAACUACUGGAAGUACAUGUGCAAAGAAUACUACACAAAGGUCUUGAUAACCUCCUUGAUUUAAACAGGACGCAUUAUCUAAGCCUGUUAUACAGUUUGCUAAGCAGAACUAAGACAGGCCUAAGCCAGCUAUGUACUCACUUCAAUACAUACGUAAAGAAAACUGGCGCAGCAAUCGUAGUGAAUCCGGAAAAGGAUAAGACAAUGGUGCAGGAGCUACUAGACUUCAAGGAGAAGAUGGACAGUAUCCUCCUGAAAUGCUUCUGUAAGAACGAUGUGUUUACCAACAGUUUAAAGGACGCGUUUGAAACAUUCAUCAACAAGAGAGCGAACAAACCGGCAGAAUUAGUCGCAAAGUAUGUUGACAGCAAACUGAAGACUGGCAACAAAGAGGCAACAGAGGAGGAAUUGGAGCGGUUGCUGGACAAGAUACUGGUCAUCUUCAGAUUCAUCCAUGGGAAAGACGUAUUUGAAGCCUUCUAUAAGAAGGACCUUGCCAAGAGGUUACUAGUCGGCAAGAGUGCAUCCGUAGAUGCAGAGAAGUCAAUGUUAACAAAGCUUAAACAAGAAUGUGGUGGGGCAUUUACAAGUAAGUUGGAAGGCAUGUUCAAGGAUAUGGAACUAUCAAAAGAUAUUAUGGUAGCAUUCAAACAGCAUGUACAGCAUCAAUCCGUGCCUGGCAACGUUGAGAUGACAGUAAAUAUUCUGACAAUGGGGUACUGGCCCACGUACACACCCAUGGAGGUUCAUUUGCCUUCAAAUAUGGUAAAGCUACAGGAAAUGUUCAAAACAUUUUAUCUGAGCAAGCACAGUGGACGAAAGUUACAAUGGCAGCCAAACCUUGGACAUUGUGUUAUGAAGGCCUCUUUUAAAAAGAGUAUGAGAGAACUUAGUGUAUCAUUGUUUCAAACGCUUGUUUUACUUAUGUUUAAUGAUAGUACGGAAUACACAUUAGAAGACAUAAGACAAGCUACAGGCAUUGAGGAUAGUGAGCUUCGAAGAACGUUACAGUCCCUUGCAUGUGGCAAAGCCCGGGUAAUUCUGAAGACGCCCAAGAGUAAAGAUGUGUUUGAUGGGGAUAAGUUCAUUUACAAUGCAGAGUUUGAUCACAAGUUUUUCCGCAUCAAAAUCAACCAAAUACAGAUGAAAGAAACAAUCGAAGAGCAAGCCACUACACAGGAACGUGUCUUCCAAGACAGGCAGUAUCAAAUUGACGCGGCAAUCGUACGAAUCAUGAAGAUGCGAAAGACAUUGAGUCAUGCAUUACUGGUGUCAGAGCUCUAUAACCAGUUGAAGUUUCCAGUUAAGCCCACAGAUCUGAAAAAGCGUAUAGAAAGUUUGAUCGAAAGAGAUUACAUGGAACGCGAUAAGGACAGUUCAAAUCAGUACCACUACGUAGCCUGAACAAAUUAUAUAUUAAAAAUAGUGUACAGCAAGUAAUCAGUAUCAGAAAACAGCAGUUGUUUUCUGUGCUACUUCACCGGGCGUAGAAGAAAUUCGGGCAGGUUAUGUUUGUUUUCUGGACAAGUGGUCCACCCUUGGAUGCUGUGGCAUUUUUUCUUAGCUAUUGUAAUGACGAAUAUUUCAUUCGUCUGCCACUCGUAAACUUGGGUAUUACACUAUCUCUGUCGCUGCCGUUGUUGCUACUUUUAGUCAAUUAUAAUUUAAAAAUAUUUAAUGUACCCUUGGAUUCAUAAUAACUUAAGGUGGAAAGUCUGUUCAUUUCAUGGUGUAGUUUUUAGCCAAAAAUAACAUCUUCCCUUCUGACAUCUGGAUGCAUCCAGGCUAAGUUUCAUUUUUUGAUAGAGGGCAGCAUAACAAGAUUUUUUUCUUUCUCUGAUACCAGGAACAUUGAUUUACCUCCCAACUGAUCUACCUAAUAAUGAUCGAUGUGUUACUAAUAAACAACAAACAAUGUGUGACAUUGUGAAUCACUUGUUAAGUUUUGUUUUUGGCUUGUAUACAACAUAACUAUGUUAACCUUCAUUACAAUUGUAUGCAUCCAGUACUAACAUGACAAAAGUAUGGUUACAAAUAGAAAAAAGAUAUUACAGGUUAUCAAUUCUGUAAUGCAUUUGGUUACAUGACCUUUUCGUAUUUAUUCAGUUCGGCUUGGCAGCUAGAACGUUUUACUUCGUAUUCCAUAGUUCUGGAUUCAAUUCCUCCAAUCUUCACUACCUACGUUUUGCUUCAAGGAUUAUGUAAACCUUCAACUGGUAACACGAGAGAGAUGAUGCAACAUUUACUAUCAUGAGAGUUUUUGAAUCGCUCUCUUAUGUUAAUUAGAGAAGCAAAAGAAUUCGAUGACAUUAAGUGAAGAAAUGGAUUAGACAGGAUCAGACUUUUUAGCCAUACCUCCGAAAAAAAAGUGUACUAGCUGAAAAUGUUUGUGAGUUUGAACUAGGCCAUGUUGUUCGUUGAAUUCAACAAUUUACCCACUUUAACCCACUUGUAUUUUCUGAAAUGAUGAUUCAUUGUUUUGUAUAUUAUUGUAUUAUUUGUUACUGGCUAUUUUGUAUAUUGAUGAAGCCGUUGAAAGUAGGCAUAGAGGAAUAAGCAACCAUUAUAACAAUAUACAACUUUGCUGUUUCAUUUUGAUAUUGAAUCGUAAUAAUUUACGCGAGGGGUGGCGCCAGGAUGUGCUCAACAGGGGGCCUGAUAUUCCGACAGUGGAGCCGGACUCCCCGAAAAGAGCGUAAAUCUCUUGGAAGUGAUCCAUGGAGCGAACCGCCAUGAAGCAACUCAACAGUUUAAUGCUAUUAACAAAUAAAUAUUUAACUAUUAAAGGCAUUUCAUUUUUCAAAAAAUAUUUACAGGGACAAAUUUUUAAAUUAAUAUAUAAUCUCAAAUUGAGUUUUGCAUUUCAUUUGUGUCCAAUUUCAAAAAAUUUAUUUUUUUUUUUGGAAGUUUUUUUAGGCCCCUGUGUCCAUUAAAUCUAGUUGACCUAGUGUGAACUGAUACUCAUUAAAUAAUAAUUUUUUGAACGAGAA
Messenger RNA from Anneissia japonica, 4128 nucleotides. RefSeq names its product cullin-4A-like. Gene Ontology annotation, cellular component: Cul4-RING E3 ubiquitin ligase complex. NCBI's taxonomy places the organism in Eukaryota, Metazoa, Echinodermata, Crinoidea, Comatulida, Comatulidae. Gene Ontology annotation, biological process: protein ubiquitination; ubiquitin-dependent protein catabolic process; DNA damage response. Gene Ontology annotation, molecular function: ubiquitin protein ligase binding. The record is from RefSeq and is a predicted model, not a curated record. The coding region runs from base 140 to 2542 and encodes 800 amino acids. The transcript has 19 exons.